Messenger RNA from Dermochelys coriacea (leatherback sea turtle), 3065 nucleotides. RefSeq names its product Fas associated via death domain (gene FADD). Gene Ontology annotation, molecular function: protein binding. The transcript has 3 exons. Gene Ontology annotation, biological process: regulation of apoptotic process; signal transduction. NCBI's taxonomy places the organism in Eukaryota, Metazoa, Chordata, Testudines, Dermochelyidae. Bases 151 to 726 code for a protein of 191 amino acids. The record is from RefSeq and is a predicted model, not a curated record.
GCUGAAAUGUUUGCAUCAUUCAUUCAUGUGAUUUCCGGUGACAGGCAGAUCUCUGUGUAAAAGGAAAGCUGCCUUCAGCACAGUGAAGUUUUUGUUUAUCGCGGCUAGGCUUUCAAGGCAACAUAGAUUAAACCAGGAAGGCUUACCAAAAUGGACCCAUUUUUGUCUCUCCUGCAUUCAUUUUCCAUGAGUUUAUCUGACAGUGAUCUCUCUUCCCUGAAAUUUCUGUGCCUGGACAAAAUUGGCAAAAGGAAGCUUGAGUCCGUCAAAACUGGUAGUGAUCUCUUUCUCAUCCUCCUUGAACAGCGGGAGAUUGCAAGAGAGAAGGUAGAUUUUCUCCAGCUCAUGAUCAAAACCAUUAAAAGAGAAGAUCUGAUAAUCCAACUACAAGAGUUCAUAGAAGGUGGACAAGGUGAUGUUGUCAACCAUCUAGAUGAGAAAGAAAAACGUCAGCAGAAUGUAGCUUUUGAAGUUAUAUGUGAUAACGUUGGGAAGAACUGGAAAAUGCUAGUUCGAAGAUUAGGAAUUUCUGAUACAAAAAUUGAAAGAAUUCUAACAGCCAGUCCUUACAACUUGCAAGAACAAUUGAUGCAGUCACUUCGAGAGUGGCAGAAAGAGAAGGGAAAGGAAGCUAAGGUUGCUGACUUAAUAAAAGCCCUUCGGGAUUGCAAAAUGAACUUGGUAGCAGACAAAGUCGAACAUGAACUUUUACAACGGGAGAACUAAAACUAAAUGAAAUCAAUAUAAUAUAUAUAAAAUGCAACAUUAAAACAGAGCUUAAAUGAAAAGGGAGAGAAUGCUGUCUAACUGUUAGAACAAGAGUCAGGAUACUCCACCAUUGAUUUAGGAGCUUAAAUUCACAUUUAGAGACAUAGACCAAGAUUUUCAGAAAACACUUAUGAUUUUGGGUCCUUAAUUUUUGGGUUCUCAAUCUGAGACAAUUUAAAGGGUUUUGAUAUUUCAGAAAAUGCUGACUGCCUGCCCUUUGAGAAUCCUUAUUUUUUAUCAAGUUAGGCAUCCAAAAUCAUUAGUAUCUUAUGAAAAUUCUGGCCUUAGCAUCUGAUUUGUAGAUACUUAAAUCUUGAUGCCCACAGUCACAUUUAGGCACUCAAGUGUGAAAUUUUCUUUGCGUCCCACAUCUGCCAAAUAGGAAUAUUACUACGUACUUGUGGUACCUACCUCAAAGGAGUGUUGUGAAGCUUAUUCAUGUAAUGCUUAUAAAGAAGUUUAUGCUCCUUGGAUGAAAUGCUUCUUCCUAAGUGUAAAAUAUAAUUCUUAAAUUCACAAAACUCAAGAAAUUCAAAAUUGCAAUUCCUUCAGUACCCCUAACUUGGCCCACUAUCCAUAUAUGGUAUUUUGCAUGACUGCAGAUGCUUUUAAAAUUUGCUUUGAAAUAUGUACGCAGAGUGAUUGAUGUGGGAAACUGACUUCUAUGCAUUUCCAAAUUUUUGAGAUGGCUAAAUAAUUUUGUUGGUAAUAAAAAAAACCCCAAACAGAUACUAGCAAUAUGCUGCUGCCCUUUCUGCUGGAUCUUGAGAGGUAAGGAAUAUGUUCUGAGUGGUGCUUCAAACGCUUCUUUUCCAUGCAAGGGUGUUAAACACCAUAUAGAAUUAGGAUUUAAGAUUGCAGUGCAAGGGGCCCAGCAGUUCUGGUGGCGUUUCCUCAGCUCAAAAAUGCCUGUUUUCAGAAUAAACUGCCUGAGACAAAGGGUUUAUAUUAAGUGGCUACCCUGCCACUGUAAAAUACAUAGAAAGACCUUGCCCUGUAGUUGUGUAGAAGGCCCUCCUUGUUCCUCCUGCAAAAGAUUCUCCUCAUUGUAACUGUACAUCUGAGGAUGCUGCUCACAGCCACCACCACAGCGACUCUGACAGCCGACCCUGUUAGUAGAACCCAAAGCACUGACCCCAUUUGGAUCAUCCGCACAGUUUUCAAUGGGGAAAGUAGAAUUCAGUUGUCUGUGCUCUUAAUAACAUCAAAUGUUAAGAUAAAGAGAUACAGAGUGAAUAAAGAAAGCUUUUGUUUAGAAAUGAAAUGAGAAAUGAAGUUACUGAAGAAAAUAUAAUCCCAUCACCUACCGUUUAUCCAACCUGCUAUGCAGGUGAGGAUCAGUUCUUCACCACACGAUGCUCUAACUGAAGGUGGCUCCAGGUCCAAUAUUCCUUUAAUCAGCAUUCUUCAGUUUUCCAUCACGUCAGCUCCUUCAAACUGGGCCCUUACACUAACCCAAGAUUGUGAAAACUGCACCUACUUUAAAACCUGCUUUCAGGCCUUCUCUGUCACCUAUGUCUAGUGCCAGCAUCUUGCAUGAAUUCCUCUGAAAUCAAUAUUGAUUUGACUUUGACUAGGACAGCUGGUAGCCUCAGAAACAUAAUGUAAAAUUCAUACCUAAAGGGAGAGGCUUCACUUCUUUGCUGAACCAGUCUCAUUUUGUUUUGUGUAGCUAAUAGCAUACUGCUCUUUGUCAGGUUCACUGCACUCAGCACUAGUAUGAAAUUGACAAGAAGCCUGAAAUUCAGUAGGAACCACAGCAGGUAGAAACAACACAAAACUGUCAUGAGUGUCUCCAUAUGUUAAAUUCAGCUGAUAUCUGAGCUUCAGAAAUUGACAAGUUAACACAUGAUUACAAUUACUAGAAAGGUUGAAGUAAUGUGUACCUAGUACCUUCAUACAACAUUGUCAUAAGGGCUUUUCUUUAGAAGCUGAACAAUGAAAGAUUGGCACACAGAUAUUUAUGAUCCUAAUAAGCGAGAGACCAGUGUUUGCAAGCGUCUACAUAGAAAGGAGUAAAGGGUGGUGCUCUGGCUUCCACAUGUCUGCCUUUGUGCAUAUAUAGUUUCAAGUAAUUGAACUGUAAUAGAACAAUUGCUUGCUUUGCCUGUAUCUCAUACAGACUUCAGAAGAGUUUAGUUCUUAAGAACUAAUGAAUAAAUAAACAAAUUCUGAAUUCAGUGCUGAAUAAAAUGCUAAUCUUGAGCUGAAUGACAAAUUCAACAAAUUUUACAGUGUUAAAAUAAUUAUGGAUUUUUUUUUUCAUUAUUCUUCCUGCUCUAAAGAUAACACUGUUU